This is a messenger RNA of Zonotrichia leucophrys gambelii, 1776 nucleotides long. RefSeq names its product inorganic pyrophosphatase 2 (gene PPA2). The transcript is spliced from 12 exons. The coding region runs from base 30 to 1010 and encodes 326 amino acids. NCBI's taxonomy places the organism in Eukaryota, Metazoa, Chordata, Aves, Passeriformes, Passerellidae. Gene Ontology annotation, cellular component: cytoplasm. Gene Ontology annotation, molecular function: magnesium ion binding; inorganic diphosphate phosphatase activity. The record is from RefSeq and is a predicted model, not a curated record. Gene Ontology annotation, biological process: phosphate-containing compound metabolic process.
AGGGAAGGCGGCGCGCGGCCGCCGCCAUCAUGCGGGCGCCGCCGGGGCUGUCGCUGCUGCUGCUGGCGGCGCGGGGGUGGGGGCGCCUGGGCGCCAUGUCCCGCUACAGCACGGAACAGCGGGGCCGGCCCAACUCGCCCGACUACCGCCUCUACUUUAAGAAUGCAGAUGGUAAAUAUAUUUCCCCAUUCCAUGACAUUCCCUUGUUUGCUGGACCUAAAGAGGAUAAAGAAAUUCCUGCAAAGAGGUCAAAGACUACUGGAUCUGAGGUCCUGUUUAAUAUGGUUGUAGAAAUGCCUCGUUGGACCAACGCAAAAAUGGAGAUUGCCACAGAGGAGCCAUUGAAUCCCAUUAAACAUGAUACAAAGAAAGGCAAGCUUCGAUAUGUGGCAAAUAUCUUUCCUCACAAGGGUUAUAUAUGGAAUUAUGGUGCCCUCCCACAGACCUGGGAAGAUCCAAACCAUACGGAUAACCUUACAGGAUGUUGUGGGGAUAAUGAUCCUAUUGAUGUUUGUGAAAUAGGUUCAAAGGUUCGUUCUUUUGGUGAGAUUGUUCAGGUGAAGGUCUUGGGUGUUUUAGGUCUUAUUGAUGAAGGAGAGACAGAUUGGAAGAUAAUUGCCAUCAGUGCAGAUGACCCAGAAGCUCAGAAAAUCCAUGAUAUCGAUGAUGUCAAGAAGCACAAACCGGGUUAUCUUGAGGCUACAAUUGACUGGUUCCAAUUAUAUAAAGUCCCUGAUGGUAAACCAGAAAAUCACUUUGCUUUUAAUGGAGAAUUUAAAAACAAGGAUUUUGCUGUUGAAGUUGUUAAAUCUACCCAUGAACACUGGAAAGCUUUGCUUCAUAAAAAAGUUGAUGGAGGUGCUAUAAAGUGCACAAAUAUUCUGGUGAGUGGCAGCCCAUUUUGUUGCAGUGAGGAGGAUGCCCGAUCGAUUGUGCAGUCAGCACCAGCAUUUAUGAAUGGAGAUCCUGUUUCACCAGAAGUUGAUUCCUGGUACUUUUUCCCCAAGUGAUCAUCAAGGUCUUCUGAACGUGCAUCAUCAAAUCUUAAAAAUCAUCCCUUUGUUUGAAGAUGGACAAAAGCACUGAUUGUUGGAUUCCUGCUGAAACAACUUUUCAACUUGUGUAAACCUUCUCUAAUGUAAAUAAACUCUGCCAUUAUUAAAUGAAUGUUUCCUUUCUAUGUCUGUGUAGGGUGGAGCAGAGGGAAGAGGAGGGGCUUGCUUGCUUGUUUGUUUCUGAAUCUCAGAACUGAAGAGCUGCUCUUAUCCACACAUGAGGUGUGCCAAAUGAGAUGAGAGAUAAGUUGUCUUCAACCCCGUUCUCCAGAUUUUGGAAUAAUUGAACCAUUGGGUGUUAAUUUCUGUCUCAGGGCUUUUCUGGCCACCCUGACUAUAAUCCGUUUGAAGUUGACAGUAAUCUUUAUGUAAGAGGCUUAGGAGUUUACCAUGUUCUUUGAUAGGUGACUGUUUCCUGAGUUGCAUUUACUUUUGUGCCCAGUUGUCUCUGCAGGCUUCAUAGAGUUAGGAACAGAGCAUGCUUGCUUUAAAAAAAAUACAACAUUCCUCCAAAGAUUAAUUCGACUAGGAAGGACUAAUGCCAUAACAAUUGAAGUAAGGAUGCACGUGUGCUCUCUGUUCUACAUCCUGUUUUGAUAACUUGUGUGUUUCAUCACACAGGAAGGAUUUUCCUUAUGGAAAGCUUCCAUUUUUAGAACUGUGUAUACUUGUGAUAAUUAUUUGUUCAAUGAGAUGAGAUUAAUAAAAUAUACAGAACUGA